UUUCUUUUUUGAUUUGAUCUCUCUCUCUCUUCUUUCUCUCUUUUAAUACAUUUCUUUUCAAAGGGUGGGCUCUGGCUUCCCUCUGGAACUGGCUCCUUAGAAGUGCAUCUGCCUGAGGAAUUCUGGGCUCAGGAGGAUUUGCUUUUUUAAAAAGCACCACCUUUUCUUAGGGUUUUAUUACAAAUAAGAAAGGUGUUAGGAUGGAAAAGGAGAGCAGGACGCCUACCAGGUAUGGAUCACUGGAGUCAACCAAGUGGACAGCUGCAGAUUCAGCCAAAGAAGAAAUUGUUUCCAUGGCUGAUUCGACUACAACCAUGGGUGACAUAGAAGGGGAGCUCUUUAAGAUCGAGAGAAUCAGAGAGGUCCUGGUGAGAAGAGAGUCAGAACUGAGAUACAUGAUGGAUGACAUUCAGCUUUGCAAAGAAAUCAGUCGGCUGAAAAAGGAGCUCCAGAAACUCAUCGCACUCCCAGAGAAAGAGAAGUCCAAUGAGGAGAAGCAGAGAGAAGAGGAACUGGUGCAGCAGAUACACAAGCUGGUUGAAACCCGGGAUUUCCUGGUGGACGAUGUGGAAUUUGAAAGACUGAGAGAAAAAGAAGAAGACAAGGAAAUGGCGGAAUUCCUGCAAACAAAGCUUUCCAAAAGCUGCCUCCAGAAAGCAACCCCUGUCAAAGAGAGGAAGAUGAUGUCCAGAGGGCAGCAAACCUCCACACCAUACAUGACCAAGACAGGCCUCACCCUGCUCAAGGAAUGCUGCGGUUUCACCUGUUCCAUUAUGUAGACUCUCUCCCAGGCCUCCUCUGCACAGGACAAGAUCAUGGCAGGCCUUCAGGAAGAGUCUGCAGCUCCUGACAGCUUCAACCUCCCUUCAUUGCUCAUGCUUCCCACAGCAGUACAAAGACGGAAGGACAUUUCCAAAUGGGCAGGUGCAAACUUGGACAUUGGCUUUUUUUCUUGAUGCCACUUAAGUGGGAGUCGCCUUCAUGACAUUAAAACAAAUUCUAUUUGAUCUCAGCAUGGAUGGGGCUUUUACGGCAGCAGAUCAGGUGCAACUGACAUGGGUUUGUUUGUUUUUCUUAACUGAACAGGAUCAAAAAAGACCUUGGAAAGUUUACAUUCAGUGACCAUCGGGCCCCUCUCCACCCACCUGAAAUGCUGUGAUGCUGCGGCUGGGUGUCAAGCAUGCUCUAGCUUCAUACCCCUUCCUGGCUCUUUUGCUCUAUGGGCUGCCUCCAAAGGACAUGUUCUAGGAACGCCCAGAUUUUAAAUAUAACUGCGCUCUGUUUUAUUGUCACAGGCUUUGUGGUUAUGGGUAGGGCUGCAUGUUUGUCACGGCAUCUUUGAUCAUCAAUCACAAAUCAGGCAGGGUAAAUUUGUAAAAGUAACUGGUUUGUGAUUUUUGAUAAAAAUUGCCAUGACAAAUGAGGAGGAGGGGUCCCAGGUGGAGCUGGGGAUGGAGUAGGGUGACCAGAUAGUAACUGUGAAAAAAUGGG
Molecule: messenger RNA, 1491 nt
Organism: Chelonoidis abingdonii (Abingdon island giant tortoise)
Lineage: Eukaryota; Metazoa; Chordata; Testudines; Testudinidae
Source: RefSeq, a predicted model, not a curated record